UUCCAUGUUCUUUUAGGGGUCUUAUGAACAGAUUAGCUUCACUUUCACUCAGUGCACAUGAAGCUCCUUCCCUUUCCGUCGCCGCCCAAGCUGCCACCAACGGUAUUCAGUCGUUUUCAUCUCAAAGAAUCGCCCCUCAGUCUGAUGAGGUCGUGCCUACUCCAAUUAUAACGGAGAGCUUCGAUCCGGGGUCGAUCCUAACUCAAAGUGCAGCGAGUGACCGAAAGAUUUCAUACCCACAACCAACAGAACGGAGACGAGAUGCAUAAGCGGUAAAAUGAAAACCACAACCAUCUCCAGUCUAGCUUUUACCCCCCCAAAAAGAGUGACUAUAUUCACGAAAAUGGCAUCCAGACAAAGUCACCCGCCCCGCAGCCCGCAUUUUCCGUAGCCUUUUUGUGCUGGUGGAGCGCUAGCGCCACGGAGGAUCACAAUCAACACGUGAACAAUGUCAUAUACAGUUCCAUGUUCAUGAUAUCAUGAUAGAAUCGAUACUAUGAAAGAACAAGCAACUCUAGUCUAUAUAGCCCCUACCCCCCACUUUUUUUUUUAGAGCUAAUGUGAGAAACAACAACAACAACAACAACUCGCCGCACGCACCCCUGUCACACUCGCCCCUAUCCCCGAAUUCUUCUCAUUCGCCAUCCCAUGGGUUAGACUUCUCCCAGAGCACCUCCAAUACUUCCAUGACCCCCAGCGCAGCAGUACAUACAUGCAGGAACACCCCAGCACAAACCAGUACCAUCUCCACACAUAAUGACAGACAACGUAGACUCCAUACAAUCAACAUACAGACAUACUCCGUAUAUACCUCGAAGUAUCCUCCUGUCAAACCAAACAUCCUGCUGUCUGAACGUUUAUUUUGUUGAGCCAUGAUGAAAAAGACGUUGGCGCUCUCAUCUUUGUAGUCUAGACUAGUCUAUCUAUGUAAUCCUCCUGUCAAAACAAAUAUCCGGCCUGAACGUAUAUUUUGAUGAACCAUGAUCAAAAUAAGAUCUCACAGUUUCGUGGGGAGCGUCUCCUUCUCCUCCUCCUGCGGUCGCUCCUCCUUCUCCCUGCUGCUGCUGCUGCUGCUGCUGCUGCUGCUGCUGCUGCUCCUCCUGCCCCUCCUGCCCCUCCUGCCGUUGUUCUUCGGCUGGGCUUGAUCGCAUGCACGCGUCGUCGCCCUCUACCUCUACGGCGACAACUGAAUGCUCGUCGUCACGUAUCAUUCUUUUCAGGGACAUGUCUGCAGUGUAGUCUGCUGCGUUGCGCGUGCUGUGCGGCCUGUCGGCGGUGGUCAUGUGCUGUGUUGUUUCGCAGCUGUUUUGAGUUUGAAAAUGGGUUUCUGGGUGUGUGGUUCUGGAGGUGUUCUUGGUGUGCACGUUCUUGUUUGCAAGUGCGGCGUGCAAAUGGGGGUAGCCGAGAAGGGACCGACCGCGUGACGUGACAUGUUGCGAUUGAAUUUCAACGACUAGUUUUUCUGUUGUUGCCCUCUCCCCCGUUUGCUGUCGCGUUCAGACUGUCUCUACGGAUAUCCCUGUCUCUGUGCGAGUUUGUUUAUGUCCUCGUCUGUCUUUGGUUUAUUUCGUUUUAUUUUGUUUUGUUGUUUUACUGGCACGUUCUGCUGACCCUUGGGGUCCUUCCGGAAGGCUACCCCCCAGGCUGGUGGUGCGCACGUUCCACUAUUUAUUUGUUUUUUGUAUCUGAUUCUUUUUUUUUUUUUUUUUCCAAAUACAACACAACGAGUCCAUUUCCGUCAGAGAAAAGAGUCAAAGACAGAUUGGCAAUGGAAUCAUAGCGUCAAAGAAAACUACCUGUUGUGUGUCCACGAUUUCCCAGACAGCAUAUAUGGACAUCUCCCCUGCGGAUAACAGGCUCAACAAGACAGUUUGGUAGCUGUGUUGUGUGUCUUAUAUAUGUUAUGUUGGGAAGGUGUAGACGAAAAGUGUUGGGCUGUUAGUUAGUUGGGUGUUUUAUGUGUGGCACCCUGUUGGUUGUGGAUCUCCAUCCAUUUUACACGUGUAUUUCCAGUUUGGUAUGCAUUUAACGCGAGGAAUAUGAUUUGGUAAGUAAUUGAGUUUGGUAUGCAUAUGCAUGCAUCUGUGUCAAAUUGUGCGGCACACGGGAGUGGUCUCCCAGUUUUGUGUAAUUUCAUGCCCAUAAAUGUGCGAAGGGCACGGGAGAACAUUCUUUCAUCAUUGCCUCCUGACGUGGUCGGUCGUAGGUAAGGCGUGUGGUUGAGGUUCCAUCACCGAUAUGUGGGUGUUCGUGUGUUCAAAUGUAAUGGGUUGGUCAUCUCUCUCGUCCGUGUGUAGGCAGGGAGUAUGGUUAUAUCUCUCCCCUCAGUGGGCAGCACAGACCAUAUGUAAAGAAGAGUUGAUCAUUUCGUGCAUAAUACAUCAUUUAUGUUUGGCACGACAGGA
Messenger RNA from Ectocarpus sp. CCAP 1310/34, 2405 nucleotides. The record is from the annotation of a GenBank genome assembly. Lineage: Eukaryota; Phaeophyceae; Ectocarpales; Ectocarpaceae.